Messenger RNA from Desarmillaria tabescens, 654 nucleotides. RefSeq lists its product as uncharacterized. The transcript has 3 exons. NCBI's taxonomy places the organism in Eukaryota, Fungi, Basidiomycota, Agaricomycetes, Agaricales, Physalacriaceae. The coding region runs from base 1 to 654 and encodes 217 amino acids. The record is from RefSeq and is a predicted model, not a curated record.
AUGGCCCCAUCAUUCUUUCCUAUGGCACCUUUCCUGUUUACUCAGGGUAACCCAUUCUUUACGAUGUCGAAUAUGGGUGCUACAGCAAUGCCCCAUGCUCCGAAAUCGUCUUCUACUGCGAUGGAAGGAAUUAUAGAUUCCAAUCCAGUUCUGAUGUUUGGUAACAUAUUAACCAACCCCACAUCGUGCACUCGAGUUCAGGAAGCUCCAGAAACGAUCUCCGAACUCAGUAAACACUGUAACCAUCAUGGAGAAAUGGUUAACGAUGAUAUUACUUCGGCUCUUGAGUCGUUCACUCUUGACUCUGGACCCUCGGAUUCACUCAUGAAUGCACCUAAUCAUACUGCAGAUCAUGAUAUUCAACAGGAACUCGUAAAGCUUCGCCAUGAUAACGAGUUACUUAAGACCAGGAUGGAAUCUCUAAGUGCUCUCCAGUCCCUCACUCUGACCACAGAACAUGCUGCCACCCGGGACCGUCAUUCCCACACGUCUCGAGGAUAUGAUCCAUCCUGCACGGUUCCUAUCACAGCUGUUGAUGCCACAUCAAUGAUUGACGUGGCCCACACUCCUAAUAACUGGGUCAUUGUUGAUCGAAUUUCAAAUGUGAUCACUGCUAUCCGACGAAAGCAGUCCGUUAACCUCGUUUGCGAGUGA